Molecule: messenger RNA, 1270 nt
Organism: Eruca vesicaria subsp. sativa (arugula)
Lineage: Eukaryota; Viridiplantae; Streptophyta; Magnoliopsida; Brassicales; Brassicaceae
Source: the annotation of a GenBank genome assembly
AAAAAGUAUAACCAUAGGCUUUUGCUUUAAUAUCAUGUCCACCCUUCUCCUAACAUCGUUAUGCGUAACGCUAUUUUUUGUGCCGCAACAAACAAAUGCAGCUCGAGCGUUCUUCGUCUUUGGCGACUCACUCGUGGACAGUGGUAAUAACAAUUACUUAGUCACCACCGCUCGUGCCGACUCUCCUCCGUACGGAAUCGAUUAUCCCACUGGUCGUGCAACGGGUCGUUUCUCCAACGGCUUAAACCUCCCUGACAUCAUCAGUGAGCAAAUUGGAUCUGAGCCAACAUUACCAAUCCUUAGCCCUGAGCUCACCGGAGAGAAGCUAUUGAUCGGAGCUAAUUUUGCCUCUGCCGGCAUCGGAAUUCUCAACGACACCGGUGUUCAGUUUUUGAACAUACUAAGGAUCGGUAGGCAAUUCGAGCUGUUCCAAGAAUAUCAAGAGAGAGUGAGUGAGAUUAUAGGUUCAGACAAAACACAACAGCUUGUAAAUGGAGCUCUAAUCCUCAUGACUCUUGGUGGAAACGAUUUCGUCAACAACUACUUCUUGCCAUUCUCUGCUAGAGGUCGACAAUCAUCUCUCAGCGAAUUUAGCCAGCUUCUCAUCUCCGAAUACAAGAAAAUACUCAUGAGACUGUAUGAGCUGGGAGCAAGGAGGGUAAUGGUUACGGGAACAGGACCGUUGGGUUGCGUACCGGCCGAGCUUGCUUCAUCUGGCAGUGCAAACGGAGAAUGUGCACCCGAGGCACAACAGGCUGCAGCGAUAUUUAAUCCGCUUUUGGAUCAAAUGCUUCAAGGACUUAACCGUCAAAUCGGUUCUGAUGUUUUCAUUGGGGCUAAUGCGUUCAAUAUGAAUGCAGAUUUCAUAAAAAAUCCCCAGAGAUUUGGUUUCGUGACGUCCAAGGUAGCGUGUUGCGGACAAGGAGCAUACAACGGACAAGGUGUUUGCACCCCGUUGUCGAGCUUAUGUCCUGACCGUAACGCAUAUGCAUUUUGGGACCCUUUCCAUCCGACUGAGAAAGCUACCCGACUCAUCGUCCAACAGAUCAUGACUGGUUCGGUUGAGUACAUGAAUCCCAUGAACCUUAGCACGAUCAUGGAGUUAGAUUCCAGAAUAUAAUCAAGGAAGCAAUCUUUUCAGUAUACAUAAAACACGAUGUCCAGUAUGCAAAUGUAAUUUAAAUAUAUCUAUUUGAUUUUUUAUUACUACUUAAUUAUCCUUAUGUUGUUUAUUAAUUUUCCAACUUUUCAUAUAUAAUAAAAGAUUGUC